CCAUUUUUAAUUAACUAUUUUUCUCGACUAGAAAAAUCAGAAAAAUCGGCGGCGCAGAUUCCUUUUCCACUGCUUUGCGCACAUUAUUCGGCAUCUGACCGUCGUGAAACCGGUCGAAACUGUUGUCCAGCCGACUUCCGCUUCCCUCAAAUGAUAAAUGGUGACGACGGCUUCACUCUUGUAACUCGAAAGCCGCGUGCAACUCAUAAAUUGCGACCUUUGCCCUUGAUCCGAGACUCUACCAACCUUCCCAUAGACCCUGAGGCUCCCAGGGAUUUUGUAAUCAAACAGGUGUUGAGUUCAAAGGCCGAGGUUGAGAGCAGCCACUUCUUUAAGGGGGCGUUGUGCUCCCUGCAACAGAGUUUAGACCGCAGCGGCCAGCAAAAGGUCGAGCAUCUCUUGUGCUACGGACUCGGCUGCUUUGCCAGGUGCACAGCUGCUCGACAUCAGCUAGGCUUCCUCCUGGCCCUGAUUGCACAGAUUGGCCCUUGUACUUGCCUGCUGUACGACCCUCUCUUCUCUGAGCUCGAACGUGAGCUGCUCACCACCGAGUUUGGUCUUUCUUUAAUUGAGACCAACGAAGAGGGCAAACGAGUCAUUGAAGGGUGCACCCUGGUUUUUGCACCUCACUGCCCCAAACAACUGACCAACAACCUUCUGUGGGCCAAUUGGCAACCUGAGCGCCUUGCCCGUUGUCUUCUCCUGGCCAACAGCUUCAGUGCUGUAGCUCAGAACCCUGCCUGCCAACCUGAGACGGCGCAGUUCCUCCUCAGGGUUUUGCCACUCACGUCAGAGGUACCCCUCAAAAACUGUUUCCGCCUUCCAGACGUCUUCAACGACCUUGCCUUCCACUCGUUUGAAACCAAAAAGGUUAGACCUGAAUUUUGGCUGGAACUGCCAGCACCUGAAUAUCCUGAAAACGAUACUGGUAAAGUGAUCUGUGGAAAUGGCCGGCAAUCUUAGAACCUUGAGAGGGCUUAUCUCUGAAAUCCGGCGAUCAUCGUCUGAUA
Molecule: messenger RNA, 1010 nt
Organism: Neocloeon triangulifer
Lineage: Eukaryota; Metazoa; Arthropoda; Insecta; Ephemeroptera; Baetidae
Product: SRR1-like protein
Exons: 4
Coding region: 151-963 (270 amino acids)
Biological process (GO): microtubule-based process
Cellular component (GO): cytoplasm; nucleus
Source: RefSeq, a predicted model, not a curated record